AUGCCAUUGGCAGGACAGAAACGAAAGCGGACGUCCAGCGAGAAUAUCCUUCCCACACCACAAGCGAAACACCCAUACCUGAGCGGCAACUUCGCCCCCAUCCAGCAGACGCUGCCGUUGACGAAAUGCACCUUCAUGGGCAGGAUACCAGAAGAGCUGGCCGACGGCGAGUACGUUCGUAACGGAAGCAACCCAGUCUCGAACGAGGACUUGGGAAGAGACGCACAUUGGUUCGAUGGAGAUGGCAUGCUGUCGGGAGUCUCAUUCACCAAGGACAAGGCUACGGGAGAGGUGCAGCCGGACUUCGUGAACCAAUUCGUCCUGACAGACUUGUAUCUGAAUACUGUCUCCUCGCCACGCCUACGAGUACCCAUCUUGCCUUCGAUAGCGACCUUGGUCAAUCCUGUUGCGAGCUUCAUAUACGUGACGCUACGAAUCCUAAGGACGAUAUUGCUGGUGAUACUGUCGCACCUACCCGGUUCGAAACAUCCCAUCAAAAAGAUCAGUGUGGCCAACACGCACGUUCUAUACCACGAUGGAAGAGCGCUUGCCACGUGUGAAAGUGGCCCGCCCAUACGCAUACAAUUACCUGGACUCGAGACUGUCGGCUGGUACGACGGUGCGUCUGCUGAGGGUGAGCCGGCGAAAGAGACUGAAGACAAAGAAUCCGUGCUGGGACAAGAUGGCGGACUUAUAAGCUUCAUGAGGGAGUGGACCACAGCGCACCCAAAAGUUGACCCCAACACGAAGGAGAUGAUCAUGUUCCACUCGAGCUUUGCACCUCCCUUUGUGCAGUACAGCAUCAUCCCUCAGACCGCCCAGGUGGAGUCGGGAGUUCAGAAUGGCGAUGCUUCUGGGAAGAUCCUCAAUGCCGCGGUACCUGGCGUGAAGAGCGCUAAGAUGAUGCACGACUUUGGUGUUUCGCGAGAGCACACCAUCAUCAUGGACCUGCCGCUGAGUCUGGAUCCCAUCAAUUCGUUGAAGGGAUUACCGCCAGUAUCCUACGAUUCUAGCAGACCUUCGCGAUUUGGUGUGUUUCCACGUCGGAAGCCAAAGCAGGUCAAGUGGUUUGAGACGGAUGCGUCUUGCAUCUUCCACACCGCCAACAGCUGGGACGAAGCAGAUAGUUCGGGUCAGACUGCUACAGUCAACAUGCUUGCCUGCAGACUGACCUCUGCCACGCUCAUCUUCGCGGCUGGCAACAUCGCUCCACCCGUGGAAAAGCGAGAGAAAGCAGUAGCAAUCGCCAAGAAGCGCAUGCCGUUCUUCUCGAAGUACGACCAAGAUGCCGAACAAACGUACUUUGAGCAGUCCACUGCGCUUGAGUCACCCUGCGAGGAGAAGGAGCCAUUACUCCACAUCGCCAAAGCCGACCGCGAGGACGACUACGAUGAUCUCUUUAAUGAAGACCAAUGCCGUCUUUACUACUAUCAGUUUGAUCUUCGCUCUGGCAGCAUCAACUAUCAGUGGGCGCUGUCCUCCAUACCCUUCGAGUUUCCCUCUGUUCGGCCAGACCUCGAGAUGUCAGCCGCGAGAUACAUUUACGGCUGUAGCACCACAACAACGAAUUUCGGCUCCGCACUUGGAAAGGCCACCAAGAUUGACGCUCUCGUUAAGAUUGAUGCCACCGCGCUCAUCACUCGUGGACGCACGACUCCCCCUCGAAGCGUUACUGGUGUCGUGGAUAGCAGAUCCAUGGCUCAAGUCCUCGAAAGCAACGACCCUCACGACCCGAUCCAGGUCUUCCAAAUGCCAGAAGGCUGGUACGCGCAAGAACCUCGCUUCGUGCCUGCUUCGUCGAACGCGUCAGAAGACGACGGAUACUUGCUCUUCUACGCUUUCGACGAAUCCCAGCUCGACUCAAACGGCGACGUACCAACGGAUUCAUCGCCUCUCCGAGCCAAGAGUGAACUGUGGAUUGUGGAUGCCCAAGGAAUGAAAGACAUCGUCGCCAGGGUCAAGCUGCCUCAGCGAGUGCCGUAUGGGCUGCAUGGAACGUGGUUUUCAGCAGAGCAGAUCAAGGAGCAGAGGCCUGUGGACUGUAUCAGGACUACAGCAAAGGCGAUGGAGGGUAAAGGUGAGGGUUGGUGGAUGAGCACGAGAGAUCAGUUGGAGAGGAUGUUGGGGUAA
Zasmidium cellare ATCC 36951 is the source of this 2130-nucleotide messenger RNA. RefSeq lists its product as uncharacterized. Gene Ontology annotation, biological process: carotene catabolic process. The coding region runs from base 1 to 2130 and encodes 709 amino acids. Gene Ontology annotation, molecular function: carotenoid dioxygenase activity. The record is from RefSeq and is a predicted model, not a curated record. The transcript has a single exon. NCBI's taxonomy places the organism in Eukaryota, Fungi, Ascomycota, Dothideomycetes, Mycosphaerellales, Mycosphaerellaceae.